Messenger RNA from Lachancea lanzarotensis, 1125 nucleotides. It is a transcript of the gene ARC40, whose product is annotated as LALA0S13e03510g1_1. Gene Ontology annotation, cellular component: Arp2/3 protein complex; actin cytoskeleton. Gene Ontology annotation, molecular function: actin filament binding. The record is from RefSeq and is a predicted model, not a curated record. Gene Ontology annotation, biological process: Arp2/3 complex-mediated actin nucleation. Bases 1 to 1125 code for a protein of 374 amino acids. The transcript has a single exon. Lineage: Eukaryota; Fungi; Ascomycota; Saccharomycetes; Saccharomycetales; Saccharomycetaceae.
AUGUCUGACUCUGUUGUUCGCGAUUUCAAGCUUGCCAAAGCGCCCGUUUAUUCCCAUUGUUUUUCUCAGGACCGAUCGAUUCUGGCAGUUACUUUGAACACGGAUUGUUUGGUCUAUAGGUUGGUGGCGCAUGGGAAGCCACAAUUGAUUGCUACUUUAGCCGAUCAUGAUAAAACUGUUACAUCUGUGGAUAUCUCAAUUCACGGACGCAUCGUUACUUGUUCUCAGGAUCGUAAUGCCAUCGUGUGGGAACCCUUGAGCGAUGGCUCUUAUAAGCCCACGCUUGUUUUGCUACGUAUCAAUAGGGCUGCGACCUGCGUGCAGUGGGCACCAAGUGGAUACAAGUUUGCCGUAGGAUCCUCUGCGAGAAUUAUCGCUAUUUGUUAUUACGAACAAGAAAACGAUUGGUGGGUCUCAAAACAUAUCAAGAAACCAAUUAAGUCAACCAUUAAUUGCCUGUCGUGGCACCCCAACGGAAUAAUGCUUGCCUGUGGAGGUACCGAUGGCUACGUUCGGGCAUUUUCGGGUUUCGUGAAGGGCCUAGAUUCCAAAGAGCAAGUGGCCAAUUCGCCUUGGGCGGACAAGUUCCCGUUUGGAGCCCUAAUCCGUGAGUGGUAUGAUGGUGCCUGGAUUCAUGGAAUUGCUUGGAGAGGCUCUCAAGAAAAGCUGGCUUUCGUGACUCACAGUGGUACUUUCAACGUUGUGGAUCCAUCGGACGAGAUUUCUAGUGCAGAAUAUCCAGAGGGUCUGCCAUUGACCUCUGUGGUAUGGGUGAACGACCACGAAGCCGCUUGUGGUGGAUAUUCGUGCCACCCAAUUUUGUUUUCAGAAGGUGCUCGUGGCUGGCAGUUCGCGAAAAACAUCGACAAAAGUGUUGAUACUCGUGCGCCUGUGGCUGCAAGCUUUAACGGCGAAGAGGAGCAAGAUGAAAAUCCGUCUUUUGGUAUUUCGGCAUUGCGAAAGUUCAAGGACUUGGAUCUCAAGGGCAAAGUUUCGACACAAGUCAAAGAGAGUACCCACGAAAAUGCCAUUACUGAACUAGCGCCCUUUGCUGAAAAUAGUGGAAAUGUCACCGAAAUAUCUUCGUCUGGUCUUGACGGGAAAAUUGUUGUCUAUAGAGUUUAG